This is a messenger RNA of Ogataea parapolymorpha DL-1, 1029 nucleotides long. RefSeq names its product ATPase GET3. Gene Ontology annotation, molecular function: ATP binding; ATP hydrolysis activity. Gene Ontology annotation, biological process: post-translational protein targeting to endoplasmic reticulum membrane. The transcript has a single exon. The record is from RefSeq and is a predicted model, not a curated record. Gene Ontology annotation, cellular component: GET complex. The coding region runs from base 1 to 1029 and encodes 342 amino acids. Lineage: Eukaryota; Fungi; Ascomycota; Pichiomycetes; Pichiales; Pichiaceae.
AUGUCUGAUUUCGAAGUCGAACCAAGCCUUAAAGAUAUAGUGACCCACGAAAGUCUGAAAUGGAUUUUCGUCGGUGGAAAGGGAGGUGUCGGUAAAACGACGACAUCCUCGUCCAUUGCCAUCCAACUUGCCCUCCAUAAUCCAGCCAAGAACUACCUGCUUAUUUCGACCGAUCCUGCCCACAACUUGUCUGACGCGUUCGAUCAAAAGUUUGGCAAGGACGCCAGAGUUGUGGAUGGUAUCUCUAAUCUGUCGUGCAUGGAGAUCGAUCCGUCUUCAUCAUUGGAGGAAUUCAUUGCCAACAACGGUUCUGGUAUGGACCAGAACGAUCCACUGAAUGGCAUGAUGAGCGAAGUCACAGGCUCUAUUCCAGGUAUUGACGAGGCGUUCUCAUUCAUGGAGGUCCUGAAGCAUAUCAAGAAUCAGAAAAACGAAGAUUCGUCGGUGAUCAAGUACGACACUAUUGUUUUUGAUACUGCUCCUACUGGACACACGUUGAGGUUCCUGCAACUGCCAUCCACAUUGGAAAAAUUACUGGGUAAAUUUAACGAAAUCAGUGGGAGAUUAGGACCGCUACUCAACAUGAUGGGUGGAGACCAAAAGACUGAAAUGUUCAACAAGCUAGCCGAGAUCAAGACGCAGGUGACUGAGGUGAACAAGCAAUUCCAGGAUCCUGACCUCACUACAUUUGUCUGUGUGUGUAUCUCGGAGUUUUUGUCGCUAUAUGAGACUGAAAGACUCAUUCAAGAUUUGACCAAAUACCAUAUGGACGUCAACUCGAUUGUGGUGAACCAGUUGUUGUUCGCAGAUGACGAUCAAUGCAAGCGUUGUCAGUCCAGAUGGAAGAUGCAACGCAAGUACCUCGACCAGAUGGACGAGCUCUAUGAGGACUACCAUCUUGUCAAGAUGCCUCUACUGGGUAAUGAGAUCCGUGGUGUUCAUAACUUGAAGCUGUUUUCCAAGUUUCUAAUUGAACCAUACGAUCCUAAGGCCCACAAGGAUGUUGUUUUUUCGUUGGAAGAGAGAUAG